Messenger RNA from Paramecium pentaurelia, 239 nucleotides. The record is from the annotation of a GenBank genome assembly. Lineage: Eukaryota; Ciliophora; Oligohymenophorea; Peniculida; Parameciidae.
AUGAAAAUUGUAAACAUUUUGGGAUAAUUAUGUUAUGAUGACAUUAGAAUAAUUGCUUUGAGAGAAACUUGUGAGUUAGUAAUAAAGAGAGAAAGGGUUUGUGAUUAUAUCAAUAAGAGUUUGUUAAGUAAGUAUAAGAAAUUCUAAUUAUUUUAGUUGAAUUGGGAUAUGAAGAUGAAUCAGCAUUGGAAAUAUGCCUUAAGUAAUUGAAUAAAGCUUGUAAUCAAAUUUAAUAAUGA